Saccostrea echinata is the source of this 2257-nucleotide messenger RNA. RefSeq lists its product as uncharacterized. Gene Ontology annotation, cellular component: chromosome. Lineage: Eukaryota; Metazoa; Mollusca; Bivalvia; Ostreida; Ostreidae. The record is from RefSeq and is a predicted model, not a curated record. The coding region runs from base 65 to 1585 and encodes 506 amino acids. Gene Ontology annotation, biological process: regulation of transcription by RNA polymerase II. The transcript is spliced from 2 exons. Gene Ontology annotation, molecular function: chromatin insulator sequence binding.
GUCGAAGUCGGGCAGAACAGUAAAACACUAAAAUAGUCAAUAGAACCAACAGAGAAGACUAAAGAUGUAUAGAUCACAUUACAAUAGGCCACAUCAGAGGACCUAUUCCAUGGGACCCUAUCAAGAAAGGCAAAUACAUGAUUCACAGAGGAGACUGAACGCACUGUUCCAGACAAGAAUAACUCCAAGGUUGGAGAGGAUUAUGAACAAGCAUUAUCAGUUUACCAGACCAUGGAAUCCUUUUGACCGAUGGGAAAAUCAAGCCUUGCCAAGUCUCUUACCAUCCUCUGGAAAUUUAUCUGAUUCUGUUUAUCCAGACCCUUCACCAGAUUACCAAAGCAUCGAAACCAUUCUGGCAGAAGAGCAGGACCAACAGGGUGAAGUUGAUACAUAUCCAGAUGUCGACUUGAAUGAUUCUGUAGUAACAGGUAGUGGUUACAAUACAAAAUACCACAUUUCUGAUCCAAGAAAUGAUAGUGGUUUUGGGUCCACUUCUGAUACUCCAACAUCCCUACCUAAGUCCAGAGGACUAAAUUACAUUCCCUUAGCCAGUGAAGAGAAUGGAGAGAAUGGAAACCCACCAAUGAAAAGCUGCACAGUUGUGUCAGAUUCCAAAGAUUUCAUUCCCCUAACCAGCCCAGAAACUGAGGUGGAUCAGAGCCAAGACAUUGACAGUGACGAUGAGGAUCCAGGUAUAGAUCGGUUGUUUACAGAGGAGGAAGACCAGACAUCAAGAUCUGAAUCCAGCAGCAGUCAUCCUGCAGAGACUUCAAACAAGCCUUCAUUCAAAAAUAUACAUGAUCAAAAUGCAUAUGAUGUUAAAAAUCAGAAGCGAUUUUUUAAGUGUGAUUUAUGCGACUUCAUAGCACGUAACAAAGGAUUAAUGCUGAACCAUUUUCGAAGUACUUUACACACUAGUGCUGCAGAAAUAAUGGGAUCUCAAGUGGAAGAAGUAUAUCAUUGUAAAUCUAUUAUAGACCCAGCAGCAGUGCAUUUACAUGCAAAAAAUAGAAGCAAUGUGUCUGAUUUAGCUAUCAUGUGUCCUAUAUGCUUUAAGUACUUUUCCACAAUGUACCAGUGUGCCAAUCAUGCAAAAAAGGACCACGGAGAAAAUGUUUAUGGUGUAGGAAAAGUUAUUGGGCGACAUGCAACCUAUAUACCAACAAAUUUACAAUGCCUUUGUAAUGAACAGUUUAAUAAUGACUCAAAACUUAUUAAACAUAUACAUACAUGUAAGCAUUUCCAAACUCAACCACAACCCAAUGUUUCUUUUCUCCAUGUCUGUCCAUAUUGUGUUCAGCUAUUUAUUGAUGUCAAUUCAUGUCGAACUCACAUUCAGAGUGAAAGAAAGAAACAUAAUGUACCCCAGAUUAUCGAGGUUAGCACUCUACAUGUGGCUCAUCCCACUAUCAAAAAGCCGAUGCUGCCAUACGCUUGUGGUCCCACUUUACAAGACACCUCGGAAACGCGGGUGAUUUAUCCUCACGACAAGAAGAAAGCAAUGAAGGCUUGGAGAAGAAACAAGAGUGUCACUCUGGAUGCCUACCAUAAGAAGAACCCAUUUAAAAGGACAAAAAAGCAGUGAAUCAUGAUUCACUGCUGUAAAGAAGUUGUGGAAUUGCAGAUGCGAGUUUUGUUAUGCUUCUCCAAGUUCUCCAGAACUGAGGUAGAUUUGUAGCAAGUUGCAUACUUCCUUUGUGGAACAGAAGUUACUGUGUUCUAGAUUCCUACUGAGGUGUCAAUUUGACAGCAGGUUUUAUUCGUACAAUGAAAAUUUUAUGAAUAAUUGUUUAAUUAGCUUAUUCUGUAUUCAUUAUGAAAGAUUCUGAUAGAUUACAUGCAAGAUUGGUGUACAUAUUCAGUUUUAAAUACUCUAAGUGAGAAACAGUGGUGGUUGCUACAAUUACAACUAACAAUACAGUUUGGAAUAUUUUUUAAUAUUUUUUGGUUUAAUUAAUUUUAGAAUUAACUACAGACAGUAAGUUAUGUUAUUUAAAGCUGAUUCUCAUGCUUAAACAAGUUAGAAAUGCUUCAAUUACAAGAAUGAGUUGUCUAUACAAAUUGAAUAUAUUAAAAAUUGAAGCUUUUUUCCAUUGUGUAUCAUGUCUGUACAGCAUCAAUUUACUUCUUAAAUAUUUUCUCGUUUUUAUGAACAAAACUUUAUUUCAUAUCUUUAUGAAAUGUUAGUUUUCUCUCCUUUCCAUUAUUUUAAUCAAUUUCACCACUGUUGAUUUUACAACAUUAUUUUUCAAUGAGU